AUGGUGGCCAGCCCACAGACGAUCAACCAGGCCAGCCCGUCGACCGAACGGGCCCGUGAUAAGGUAGGUGGUGAUGCAGGUGAAGCGACGCCCCAGGAACUGAGUCCACAACCACCCGAGGGCGUUGCUGGGGAGUUCGGAGAUCGAGACGACGAAGUGGCUGAGGAAGUAGUUGCUGGAGAGGACGCUGAUGCCCAGGAACACCAUCCCGUAGCAGAGGUAGCUGCACGCUCUGGGGGGUGUGGGGAAAUAUUGUUAAAGCCCUAUACUGGAAUUGGUGAUUCCUGUUCACCAAAGAUAUACAAAGAUUUAGUAACAGCUAUCCGCCAAAUACCUGACUUCAGAAUAGUCCCCCCCGUAACAUUAACUUCCCAUUUUCCAUUUCUCAUAGAAAACGGGAAUAGCCUUGCCCCCACAGCCGCUCGUCAUGUCACAACCUACCCCAUGAAGAAUAAUAUAAGGGCUCUGAGACGAAGCUUGGAGUACCGUGUAGCUUCCUUGAGAGACACUUCCCGUUCCUGCAGAUUCCAUAAGAUGUGCAAGUCCGAUUCCAGCUGCACCCGGGACAGGUCUUUUUUGCCGUUGAUGCGGGCCACCUGUGAGGGUAUUGAAGUGAGUAAGCGAAGCAGAGGAUGGACGGCACGCAGGACACGAGUGCCAAGUACUGCCAGUUGGGAAGGAGCCACGACACGAGGGACGUCAGACACAUGCCGAAGGUCCACGAGGCAAAGGACACGAGGGUCGCCGCCGUUCGCUUGUCCGGGGAAAGGAACUCCAAGCCUGAUCCGGUACAAAAUGAAGGACUUUGACGAGCUCAUGACAGUGGUGGGGAAUCACGGGCCUUAUCAGCGUUGGAUUCUGGGUGUCUUUGUCAUGCCCACCAGUUUCUUCAUUGGCGUGACGGUCAACCUCCUUUUGUUCCAAGUGGAAGUGCCAAAGCAUUGGUGCCACGUCCCUGGCAUUGAGAAUACUUCGCUCUCAGCGGAAGAAUGGAAAAACCUUACUAUACCUAGAGAAUCCGGCGAAUUCUCGAGCUGUUCCCGGUAUAAGGUGGAGUGGCAGCAUGACGGAGCAUUCGUUAUCAACAACAUUACUCAAGGCUGCGACCAAGGCUGGGAUCACGACAAGUCAGAGUUUGAGGAGACGAUGGCAACCACGAACGAGUGGUUUUGCGAACGAGAAGACUACACCAACCACGUGUAUUCCCUCACAUCAGCGGGUAAUACCAUCGGGACUAUAAUAUUACCCGUGAUAGCAGAUAGAUAUAUAGGUCGCCGGCUGAUGUUCUUCGUGGUUCUCGCUGUUCACGCAAUUUUCACACUGCCAGUUGCAUGGACGACCAACUACGGGCUGCUCCUCUCAUUGAAGUUCUUUGCAGGAUUAGCAUUUGAGACAGUCAAUAUGAUGUCCUAUAUUACUGGUAUAGAGUUCCUCGCCCCAGAACGACGCAAUACAGGUUGUUUACUUACGUUCCUUGGUUGGACUUUUGGCACGUGUCUGACCUCACUGAUAGCUUGGCUGAUUCCCGACUGGCGCUAUCUGGCAAUGAUCUCUUGCUUACCGGCGACUUGUGGUUUUCUUUACUGGAGAUACCUUCCAGAGUCCCCUCGCUUCCUUUUGUCUAAGGGGAAAAUAAGUGAGUGUGCCACCGUCCUUUUGCAGAUAGCCAAAAAGAACAAGAAGACUGGAGUGUCACGCGCGCAGCUGGAGGCUGAGCUGAGCAUCUUGUGGAGCCGACAGGAGAAAGAGGUGUCACUCCUUGAAGCCCUACGUUACCCGAAGCUCCGUGUGAGGAUGCUCAUGCUCUUUGUGAUGAGCGGCUGCCUCUUCCUGACCUACAACGUGGUGUUCCUCGGAGUGACGGUCCUCUCGAGCAACUUCUUCCUGAGCCACUUCGUCUUGUCCAUCUCGGAGCUCCCAAGCAACGGGCUCGGCUGGGUCUGGACGCACUACCUCGGCCGCCGGUUCACCUGCAUCGCCACCUUCCUCUCGACGGGCGCCUUCUGCGUUGCGGCGACGUUCUGUCUGGAAGAUAAAUGGGCGAUGCUGGCCAUAGCGUCGUGCAUCAGGCUCUUCUCCACACAGCUCAUAUACAUCGCGACCAUGCAGAGUGCAGAGAUCUUCCCCACCCCGAUAAGAUCCACUGCCUUCGCCUGGAUGGUCGUGUGUGGGUUGGGAGCGGCGAUAGCGACCCCUUAUAUUCUUCAUUCGGGCUUCGGAGACGCUUUUCCCUACUGGUUCCUCUCGGCACUCAUGCUCCUGUGUGCCACCCUGGGUGCCUUCCUCCCAGAGACUAUCGGCCUACCCCUUCCCCAGACCUUCCGAGACUCCGAGGAACUGGGCAAGGGACGACCUCUCACGACCUGGAUCCACCACUGGAACCACCACAAGUACGUUCCAGCCUCGCCUGAGGAACCUAACAAUCAGGAACUCAGGAGCUUUCAAUAAAUAGGAAGAGAA
This is a messenger RNA of Penaeus vannamei (Pacific white shrimp), 2460 nucleotides long. RefSeq names its product solute carrier family 22 member 7. Gene Ontology annotation, molecular function: transmembrane transporter activity. Lineage: Eukaryota; Metazoa; Arthropoda; Malacostraca; Decapoda; Penaeidae. Gene Ontology annotation, cellular component: membrane. Gene Ontology annotation, biological process: transmembrane transport. The record is from RefSeq and is a predicted model, not a curated record.